AUUGACAAAAAUGGGUUCAUUUCAGCGUAGGGGCAGUGAAGGCAAUUUCUCGUUUAGAAGUCGAGGGGGGUUCGAGAGAGGGACUCCUUCUUUCUCGCUUAGUCCCAUCUUCGACGAUAACGAUGGACUCCAGAUCCCGGAGGCGGGUUCUUAUUGACGACCGAUCCCCGGCUUCCGGAGCUGUGGAACGACCGGUCGUCGCCGGACCUGACGACGAUGUGCGAGGAUUGAAAUUCCGACCCUCCGAUGGGAAUGUGACUGAAGAUCAAGAGCCCUUCAUGGGCAUCAAGGUCCGUCGAAAAGCCUCUCUUCAUCGUGAUUACAAGGGGGAUUACAUCGAUGUGCCUUCCAAUCAGUACUUGAUGAAAAUCCUGCAAAAACAAGGUGAACAGAGUGUGCUUUUUGCAGAUAAAGUCUUGAAGUUCACUGCUUCUGGGAAGAUGAAAAGGCGGAUUCUUUUAAUAACAGAGUUCGCCAUCUAUAUCAUUGACCCAGAAACUGAUACCCUUAAAAGGAGGAUUGCCCUGGCUGCUGUAGAUAAGAUAUGUUUAAGCGAACUAAGUGAUAACUUCUUUACAAUUGUGAUUCCAACCGAAUAUGAUAUACUGAUGGCAAGUACUCGGAAAACGGAGAUUGUUACAGUUUUGGUUGAAGCCUUUAAGAGUUCAUCUGAUUAUGAACUUGAGGUUGUAUUCUCCAACAGGUUUGCAUACAAUGCCGGAGGUGAAGUGAUAAAAGAAAUUCAGUUUGAGGAAGUCGAAGGUGGUGUGAAAACAAGAAUUUUGAGGAAGCAGGAGUGAAUUAUGAUUGUUUUAUUGGUCAGUUUUUGAUGGAAGCAGUUCGGAUAUUUCUUUUCUUUUAGAAGUUAAAGAUUUGCUAGUGAGUAUUCUGCUUGGUCAAUUUGCAUCUGAUCAAAUUGAAAAGUUGUGUCCCUAUAUCUAAAUGCAAAGUUUUAGAAUAUAUUUGUAGUUGUCCUUAAGUAUUGAUUAUUGUAUUUGUUCAUUGUACAAAACUAGACUCAUGAUCUUUGGAUUCUGAAUUUGUAGAUUCUUGAACUGUUUGAAUCUGUAUAUGAAUCAGAAAUCAUUAUGAAAAUUGAUUGAACGUUGUAUUGAAAUAAGGCCACAUUCACAAUUCAAUAAUGAAAUUUCAUUCAUUGAUCAA
Molecule: messenger RNA, 1164 nt
Organism: Cucumis sativus (cucumber)
Lineage: Eukaryota; Viridiplantae; Streptophyta; Magnoliopsida; Cucurbitales; Cucurbitaceae
Product: myosin IB heavy chain
Exons: 4
Coding region: 123-800 (225 amino acids)
Cellular component (GO): myosin complex
Molecular function (GO): cytoskeletal motor activity
Source: RefSeq, a predicted model, not a curated record